AUGGAUCAUUCCGACAAUCAUGUCGCAGUUUCAUCUUUUUCAUCAUCAACUAGUUCCAAUCAUCAUCAACAUCACCACCACCAUUCCUUACGCACUACUUCAAGUAAACCCUCUCAUUUUGAAUGCUUCUCAACCAUCGUGUUAGGGUGUGGAGGAGAAUAUUCUACAGGUAGUACUAAUAGUAAUGGUGGUAGUGGUGGUGGUAGUGGUGGUGGUAGUGGUGGUGGUAGUGGUGGUGGUAGUGGUGGUGGUAGUGGUAGGACUAGUGCCAUCACCAACAAGUCGCCAAAGACUCCAUCCCUCCAACUAGUACCGACAAUGGUUCCUUCGACGAGUACCAAUACUACUAUUACUGCUACUACUCAUUCUCCUCACCUGCUGCAACAACAACCUUACCAACAACAUUUGUGUCAUUUGUCCUCUAUUGAACUUCAAAUUAAGAAUUCCACUCAGAGAUUGAAGACCAUUACAAGUGGUGACUAUCAUUCCUUUUAUUUGUAUGAAAAUGGACAUGCACAAGCCAUUGGUGAUAACUCUAAAUAUCAAUUGAAUAUUCGACCAUUCACUCUCUCUCAUGUGAAUCAUUUGAGAAGUGUGAACAGAUUUGACAUUUAUAUUAACACCAGUAACAUCCAUAAGGAUGAUCACAACAACAUCAUCACCUCCAGAAUAACUCAACCACCCAACUCAAACAUGAUGAUGAUUGCAAAGAUUGCAUCUAAAUACGAUCACACUCUCUUCCUCACUCAAGAUGGUCAAGUCUAUUCCUGUGGAUGUAAUAAUCAAUAUGGUCAAUUAGGAACUGGAACUUUUUUACCCUCUCAUGUUCCCUUUCCCAUUCAAAUGAAUUUUAGAACAUGUUUACAAAAGCAACAAACACCACCAUCAUUAACAUCAUCACUCAAUGAAACAAUUCAACACAACCAACAACACCCCAAGAUGAUCAUGGUGACACUAAUUGCAACAGGAAAGGAACAUUCCUUAUUUGUUGCUGAACAUAACCAUCAAAGUAUCUUGUUUGGAUGUGGAUCCAAUCGAUAUGGUCAAUUGGGAAUGAAUCAUUUAUCAACAAGUGUGAAUGUGACCAUUCCUCUUGAAAUCAUGUCCUUUGAUUGGAAUUCCAAUAAUGGGAAUGCAAUUGACAUUCACCAUGAGAAGGACUUGUCAUUGAAUGAUCCUUCAUCAUCCUUCUUUUCUUCUUCCAAUCUGAAGAAAAUUGAUUGUGGACACCAUCAUAGUGCUGUACUGUGUCAAAAUGGUGACUUGUACAUGUUUGGAAGAAAUGACAAGUGUCAAUGUUUGAUUUCCAAUCGUCAGAAUAUCUCUCACAAGAAUUCUCGGUCAAAUCACCACCACCACCACCUUGUCGACUCUAUUACAAAACCUCGAAUAGUUCUCUCUCACAUUGAGGAUGUGAGUUGUGGAGAAGAUUUCACAGUGGCAUAUUCCCAUUCCUAUUUGUACAUUUCAAGAAAUGAAUAUCCUUGUAAUAGAAAUAAUGGUGGUAAUGAUGAUUGGGGUGGUAUGAAUGGUAGUAGUAGUUGUAGUCCUACUUCUCUUGUAGAACGAACAGAAAUUUCAAAAUUAGAAUCAUCCAUGAUCAGAAUUCCUCUUUCAACUCUCUUUAAAAUGAUCCUAAAAGGAAACACACGCUCGAAAAAGGUCACAGUGUGUGGUUUGGGAACUUUGUCACAUCAUAGAACUGUAUUACUGUUGAGAGAAAAUUUAACUUUAGAACAACCAUAUUCUGAAUUUUUCACAAGUGUCAGCAAUCGACUUGUUCCUCCACUCGAAGAGAUUUAUUUGAGUGUUUUAAAUGAACAAGGUCAAUGCAUUCUUUCAUGGAAAUAUGGAAAUUGUAAUAAUACUAUUGAACGAUGGAUAGAUUCAAGAGAUGAAUUAUCCAUGAACGUUGAGUAUACUCACUCAUUAGAAGAGAGAAGAAAUUGCUCCUUCAAACCAAAACAUGAUUAUCCUUGUCAAUGUGGAGCAUGUUUUACGACCAAAGUCAUGAUGAGUUGUGGAAAAGAAAAUGUAACCAUUGUGAUUGAAAGGUAUUGUCAUUUGUUGUAUCAAGCAUUAUGUAAUGAUCAAUGGUGUGAUAUUAAGGUUGUUGUUUUAGAAUAA
Messenger RNA from Naegleria fowleri, 2127 nucleotides. RefSeq lists its product as uncharacterized. The record is from RefSeq and is a predicted model, not a curated record. NCBI's taxonomy places the organism in Eukaryota, Heterolobosea, Eutetramitea, Acrasida, Naegleriidae. The transcript has a single exon. The coding region runs from base 1 to 2127 and encodes 708 amino acids.